AUGUUAGCUAGUUUAUCAACGACCAAUCUAACAGAAGAAGUUCUAUCGUUUCGCAAUGACGCAUUUUAUAAUUUGGUGGAAGAACAAUGUGGUAGUGUGGCUCUUGAGAUUAUGAAAGCACAAGAUAUCUCAUCGGUUGAAUGUCUUCUUGAGAUCAACAACAUCUUUACUUUCUUAGAACUUGAUUCAGACGAUCUCAUUCACUUGAAGAGAAAAGCAGGAAUUUAUAUCAAUGGUGGUAGUUAUAUGCUGAAGAAAGGAAUAAUGUACAGGGUUGAAAAUUUUCUUCGUUCUCUUCGUACUCUAAAUCAACAGUAUUCAAUUGCUAACCUCCAUCACAAUUCCUUUGCUUCAUCUGAUGUAAUUAUUUCUAAUGAUGUUUUACAAAGAUUUCCAUUUAUUCGAACAAUUAUUACCUAUGAAAAACUCAUUAUGUCCAGCAAAAUUGAUUUAACAUUUUUAAAUAUUAUUUUAAAGAAUAUAUUCAACAAUUUAAUCAGUGAUGAAAGGGGUUACCGCUAUGAUAAUAUUGUUCGUCAAUUUGCAGCCAGCAUUUAUAUUCUUGGAGGUCGUACAACGUAUGAUUUUUUACGUUUAAAUAUUCCUGCACGUCUUCCAAGUGUACAAAUCAUUCAAUCGUAUAUUGCUGCUGCAGAAAACCGUUUAACUGAAGGAUUAUUUAAUUAUUAUCGUAUUCGUGAUCAUUUUAAUUUAAAUCAAUCAACAUUAGGUUUUUGUGCUGAAGAUUGUACAGCAGUUGUUCCAAAAAUUACAUAUGAUACUUUGUCAAAUUCAUUCAUUGGUUUUGCACGUCCACUCAAUGCUAAUGGAAUUCCUGUUGCUGACUCAUUCUCGACAGAAUUAUUCGCUCGUUUCGAAUAUUGGACUUCGACUUUAUCAUCAACUAAAUUAUUAAACGCUUUUGUCAUUCAACCGCUUUCAUCUACAUCCAACCAUAUCUCGCCUUAUCUACUUGCUGCUUUCGGAACAGACGGCAAGUUUACAGCAGCAGAUGUUUUAUCUCGUUGGCAUCAUAUUUAUCAAGAAUCCAAAAAAAAAGAUGUUCGCAUCAUAGGUUUUUCAACUGAUUACGACAUUCGGCAUUUACUUGCUAUGAAAGCAACACUAGGAUUCUUUGCACAUUUUGUCUUCGUUGAUCAUCCAGAUUUAUUUUCAAUUGAUCUUCCAAUGACGUGGUCUUGGUUUUUCAUGCAGCACGAAAUACUAUUUGUAUGUAUGCAGGAUGCAACUCAUAUUUGUACUAAACUUAGAAAUCGACUUCUUUUGACAAAAGCAACACUUCUUUUCGGUACUCAGUUAAUUAAUAUUGAUCGUCUUCUUUAUCUUAUCGACAACUUUUCAAAAUUCGAUCAUGGGCUUGUUCGUUCAGAUGUAAAUCCAAAGGAUAGACAGAAUUAUAGUUCAGCAGCAAAAAUUUCCAAUGAUAAUGUUCUCAGUAUACUUGAACAAGUUCCAAAUUCUAUUGGUAUCCGUAUUUAUUUGCAGGUAUUUAACAACAACUCUAUUAAAUUAGACAGGAAUUUUUCAUUCUCUUUGAACCUAACAUGA
Molecule: messenger RNA, 1569 nt
Organism: Rotaria sp. Silwood2
Lineage: Eukaryota; Metazoa; Rotifera; Eurotatoria; Philodinida; Philodinidae
Source: the annotation of a GenBank genome assembly